Messenger RNA from Schistosoma margrebowiei, 1925 nucleotides. The record is from the annotation of a GenBank genome assembly. Lineage: Eukaryota; Metazoa; Platyhelminthes; Trematoda; Strigeidida; Schistosomatidae.
GGAUUACAGUGUUACUUCUCCAUCACUUCUAUCACCAUCUUGCUUUGAUCGUUAAUUAAUGGGAGUAAUAUGACAGAGAUCAUUACCUUGCCAUAACCAAAACCUCGCCUCCGAAACAAAUAAUUUGCUGAUUCCGACUAGAAAACUUUGGACGUUUCGACCUACGCACACUGACUGGCGCUCGGCUUGAUUUUCCGCGCGUUUGCAUAUUCCUUCAACUGAUCCAUACAACUCUCCAAAUAUCAAGUAAAUACUUCGUUACACAAAUUAGGCGAUGGAGCCUGUUUAUAAGCGGUUGAAUGCAGAAAUAGAAAAAGCACAAGGUAUCCAAAAAGAAAUACAGAAGAUUUUCCAGCUUCAUCGUCAGUUAUCUGCCCAACUUUCUGAAAAUGAAAACGUUAUUGAAGACUUUGGGUUAUUGAAUGAAUCUAAUGCUAUAUACAAACUUGUUGGUCCAGUUUUAGUCAAACAGGACUUAGCUGAAGCUAAAGAAACAGUCAGUAAAAGGAUAAGCUACAUAACAUCUGAAAUAAAACGUCACGAUGACAGGAUAAAAGAAUUGGAAAAACAGCAGGAGAAUUGCCGGGAACAGAUAAGCAAAUUACAACAAAAACUUCAACAAGAACACACAAAAGCAGCACUAAAGGCUUAAUGCAACAGAAGACACAAAGUUAUGUGAAUGAUAAAACUCUAGAAUUUUCGCUAUUUUUUCUUCUCAAAAAGAGUAUAAUCUGCAUUCAGUCUAGAAAACCGUCACGAGUCUGCUAGUGUUAUCUUUAUUUUUUGUAUUUGUAGCGGAGAAAAACUUACUCGGGAAUCUGGCUUUUUGAUUACUACAACAUUUCGAUGGAAAAAUUUAUCUUGUCACCGUUUUCACGCUGAAAGCUAGAUUGGUUUCGAAAAGUAGUUGUUGUGUGAACCUAAUCUCCAUGCGUAUUGUGUGUAGUUUUUGGAUCAAAUGGAGGGAAACUUGGGGACGAUUUCCUCCAACAAUUAAGAGAAAACACACCUAGAUAGUUGUUGCAUCCUAGCUUGAAACAUCGUAGCUCCCCCAUGAUCCCAUAUAAAAUGGAGCCUUGGACUAUCAGCUUUCUUCGUAACCACAAUACUUUCAAGCCACUACUAGAGAAUCCGGCACUGUACCUUGGCUUUCGUCAAUAUGCAAUAUGCUAUAAUCCUCGGAUUAAUGCUUUUGUUGAACUGCUUUGAUAAUUUCGGCCUGGUUAGCUCUGCAGGUGUUAACUUUUCAUCAAAAAAUUGAAAAUGUACCUCGAAACUAGUUAUCGAAAAAUAUCGGAUUGUCAUUUAACUAGAUAGAUUUGAAUUCAAGGAAUGACAAACUCUCAGGAUUUACUUGAAAUAUAAGAACGGCAAUAAAACUGGUGUACUUCAUUCAGUUGCGCUACUACUAAUUAAUAAGCAGAUAGAAAGGAAAACAAACAUAAAUGAUGUGAUCAAAUAUUGUGUGUUUAACAGAGCAAAGGCGACAAAAAUACCUUUAGCACAUCCUAUUUGGGUCACUAAUUUUAUGUUGUGGUGGGUCUUUAUUCCUGUCGUGUAUUAGAAUGUCUUGUGUUACUAAUAUCUGGUUCUUGAUCAGACGGGCCGACAGUGGUAUGCAGUGACAACGUAGCUUUCGCAAGCUAUAACAAACAAGUUUUACAGUUGGUGCUUUAAAAUAAUGUCAUAAAUUUGUUGCGCUUAUAUGACUCGCGGAUACCGUAGGCCAUCAUUAUCAUGGACAUUACUAUGCUCAUUGUAAUUCCUGCUUCGGUUUGGGUACGCGAAGCAGUAUCACGGCCCUCACACAUAUCAAAUGGGAUUUGUGUGGCGCAUAUGUAUUUGGUGCCUCCUUGUACCAAUAUCUAUGUGUAAAAAUAAAUAAAUAAAUAACAAUUUUAAAGGUGCCCCAAAACGUUUUUGCC